Messenger RNA from Hemicordylus capensis (graceful crag lizard), 2156 nucleotides. Its product is annotated as sulfotransferase 2B1-like. Lineage: Eukaryota; Metazoa; Chordata; Lepidosauria; Squamata; Cordylidae. Gene Ontology annotation, biological process: sulfation. The transcript has 7 exons. The record is from RefSeq and is a predicted model, not a curated record. The coding region runs from base 82 to 942 and encodes 286 amino acids. Gene Ontology annotation, cellular component: cytoplasm. Gene Ontology annotation, molecular function: sulfotransferase activity.
AGAGGCAAAACAGUGAGGGAGCAAAGAGCAGAGGCAGGCAGCCGUGGAGAGAGUGGGACCAGCUGGAAUCGGAGUUUUUCAAUGUCGGAAGUGACCUAUUUCACCCACAAGGGGAUCUUGUUCCCCAUUGACUUCUACACCACAGAAAAUCUCCUCUAUGUGGAAAAUGAAUUCCAGUUUUUGGAUGAUGAUGUCAUGAAUGUCGUUUACCCUAAAUCAGGCACCCAUUGGAUGUCAGAGAUCUUGUGCUUGAUCCGUCAUGAGGGGGACCCCACGUGGGUGAGGAAUGUCAAUCUCUGGAACCGGACACCCUGGAUUGAAGUUGUUGAAGGCAUGAAGCUUGCCCUGAAAUAUCCUCCUCCCAGGCUCCUGAAUACUCACCUGCCAAUCCAGCUUUUCCCUAAGUCCAUUCUCCACUCUAAGGCCAAGAUUUUCUACACGGCACGAAAUCCCAAGGAUGUGCUGGUCUCAUUUUACCACUUCUCCAAAACCCAACGAUAUUUGAAGGAUCCUGGAACUGUGGAAGAAUUCCUGGAGGAGUUUCUGAAUGGGAAAGUGAUCUUUGGCUCUUGGUUUGACCACGUGAAAGGCUGGCUGGAGAUGAAGGACAGAGCCAACAUCUUCUUCAUCACCUACGAAGAGCUGCAGCAGGACUUGCGAGGAAGCGUGGAGAGGAUUUGCCGCUUCCUUGGUAAAGAGCUGAACAGCCAGCAAAUUGACUCGGUGGUGGAAAAUGCCUCCUUCCACAAAAUGAAGGACAACAAGAUGUCCAACUUCUCCCAAAUUGCCGACGAUGUUAUGGACCACACCAAAGGAAAACUUAUGAGAAAAGGGAUUUGUGGGGACUGGAAGAACCACUUGACGGUGGCCCAGAGCGAACACUUUGACCGUGUUUAUCAGGAGAACAUGCGGGGUGUGAAGAUGACCUUCCCAUGGGACUGACGAAUGCCAGAUGCUUCCUCUUGCUCUUCAGGAUCCUCACACUCUGUCCCAUCUGGAGCACAUUCAUUCUACCGAGAAGCCAUAUCCCUCUAGGAUGCCACGCUAAUUUUGGCGUUAUGUUCCCUGUGGGAGUACACUCACUGUAGCUGUGACACCUGUACCAUCUUCUCCCACAAAAGUCUGAUUUGUAUUAUGCUGAUUGACUGAUCUUGUAUCAAAGCCACUUCCCUCCUUCUCAGAUUGUGGUUGUGCACAGCAUUGGUUGUCUAUCGUGUAAGAACAUAGGAAGCUGCCUUAUAUCAACACAGUCCACUGGUCCUUUGAGCUCAGUAUAUUGCCUACUAGGGUUGUGCAUGGAGCCAGGAAGCCCAGUUUGGUUCGAACCGAACCAGACUCAGACUGAACCAGGCCCAGUUCAGUUCUGUGCACUUUAGGCCGGGCCCCAGUUUGGCUCGAGGUUGAAACAGUUCAUGCCCAGCUUGAAGGGGGGUGGGGGGUGUUCUACUACAAGCACAACAAUUUUUUUUAAAAAAAAACUUACAACCUGGGCACGCAAAUUGCCAGUGCCCUUGCGUGGCAGCCUCCAAAAUGGCCUCCUCAAUCAGCGGCAGAGCCAAAAUGGCCCCCAAAUUUGCUGAUACAGUUCUAAGAAGUCCAUGGGGGACUGGUAGGGGGAACGGGAACUGUUGGAGACCCCUCUGUGGCUGUGGCAGCCCCCUCCAGAGGACAACGGCAGUAAGUUUUCUUUUUUAAAAACUGAUGUUGUAGAACUCCCGAGCAGGCCUUGGGGGUUGGGGAGGGUUUGUCUCAAGGUCGUACCAAACUAAAGCGGGCCUUGUUUGGCUCAAGGGUGAGCCAAAACUGGCCCAGUUCAAUGGCAAACGGGCUCGACUUUGAGUCGGUCCGGAGUUGAGCCGGUCCGGAGUUCCCACCCUGGCGGCAUCUCCAAGAUAGGGCUGAGAGAGAUUCCUGCCUGCAACCUUGGAGAAGCCGCUGCCAGUCUGUGUAGACAAUACUGAGCGAGAUGGAACAGUGGUCUGAUCUGGAAUAAGGCAACUUCCUAUGUUCCAGAGCUUCCAGCAGGGAUUUUUCUCAGCCGGGCCAGUGCUUUUUUGUGAUGGUACACACUGGUACAUGGAUCUAAUACGUGGCACUGAAAAACAUCAUGAAGCCACAGACUUCAACCUACAGCAAUAAAACUCCUUGAAAUAAAA